UGAGCUCAAAAUAUAAAAGGGUGUUAGAAGAUUUGGAACUAUAUGUAUCGAACGAGCUCGUAUGAGACACUUGGUCUUAAGAAGUGUUUAACGAACGAAUUUCGCUAUCAAUGAUUUAAAAAUCAGUGACAAUGAAAGUGUUAUAUUGUCUACUAAUUGUAUGCUUCGGCAUUGCAAGUGCGAAAUAUUUGCCAAACAACUCAAAUAAUCAAAGAGAGUUAUGGCGUCCCGAUGGAAGUGCAUCUGAUGAGUCCAGCGAAAAGUCAUUUGAAGAAUCUAAGCACGAGGAAAUACAAAAAUAUGAAAUCAAGAUAAGGGAAGUAGUAAGAAAGUAUGAAGAAAAUCAAGAUAAACUCAGAAUUAAGUUGGAACAUGAGAAACAAGAAAUUCUUAAAGAUAUAAGAGAAUUGGAAUCUGAUUUUGACAACAGUGAGUCAUCUGAACACGACAGACAGAAAGAUAUAAGAAAACUGGAAAGGAAACUUCAAGAACUCGAAAGGAAGUAUCAAGAGAAGCAACGAAAGGAACAAAGAAAAUUAGAAGAAGAGAAGAGAAAACUACAGAAUAAAUUACAGAAAAAUCUAAGAGAACUGCAGCAGAAGGCAAUUGAGCAAGAACGAAAGAUUCAAGAACAACAAAGAAAACUUCAACAAAAGAGAGAAGAAGAAGAGCGUAAGAUUCGCGAAAAUAUAGAAAAGGAGAACCGAAAACGGGAAGAGGAAGAGAAGAAAAAACAAGAACAACAAGCAGUAAAUAAAUCUGAUGAGGAUGAAUCUUCCGAAGACGAAGACUCUGUAGAUGUUGAAGACGUCUGGAAGCAAUACGUCUAUGAAAAAUACGGACUAUCUAACACCAGCUCCAAGCUCGAGAAAAAGAUAGCGGUGAACAGGUACUUAUACGAGGAACUCGGUCUUACAUUAAACAGUACCAAGAGUGAAAGAAGACAAGCUGUAAUCAAACUGCUGCAAACAGAACUACAGCAAACAGCUCAGUCUCCAAGCGCUCUGAAGGUUUACUUAGCAAGUCAUGUCAACGCAGCAGGUAUCCAAUUAUUGCAAGUUCAACUUGACGAAGAAAUCAAGAGUUUGAAUAAUGAGUCGCAAUUGUUGACUAACGUAAACUUGCCAUGGGUAGCCGCUGCUCAGCAAAACAUCGAGGAGAAAAAGACACUGCUCCAAACUGUAUCAACGUUUUUGGCCAACCUUUUACCAAAUUGGGUAACUGGAAAUUCUGCUAACAAUGGCUCUGCUCCCAACGCGGCUUCCAACGACACCGGAUCUGCAGUAAGUUCUGAUUCAACAUCAUCUUCAGCAACUGAAUCUUCAUCUGUUAGUGAUGGUUCAAGUGUUACAUCGGCAGGAAAUUCUGGUACUACUUCUUCUCCAGUUUCUGGCACUACUAGCUCAUCAGGAGUGAACGCUGAUUCAACAUCUUCUUCAGCACCCGAUGCCACUACCAGUUCUGCAACAACCGACGGAUCUGCGCCCAGUGCUGACGCUUCCAGCUCUGUCACUAAUGAUGGAUCUGCAACCACUGCUGAUGCCUCCAGCUCUGUCACCAAUGAUGGAUCUGCAACCACUGCUGAUGCCUCAAGCUCUGUCACCAAUGAUGGAUCUGCAACCACUGCUGAUGCCUCAAGCUCUGUCACCAAUGAUGGAUCUGCAACCACUGCUGAUGCCUCAAGCUCUGUAACCAAUGACGGAUCUGAAUCUAGUGCUGACGCUUCCAGCUCUGUCACCAAUGAUGGAUCAGCGCCCAGUGCUGACGCCUCAAGCUCUGCAACCAAUGAUGGAUCCGCGCCCAGUGCUGACGCCUCAAGCACUGCAACCAAUGAUGGAUCAGCGCCCAGUGCUGACGCCUCCAGCUCUGCAACCAAUGAUGGAUCUGCACCCAGUGCUGACGCCUCAAGCGCUGCAACCAAUGAUGGAUCAGCGCCCAGUGCUGACGCCUCAAGCUCUGCAACCAAUGAUGGAUCAGCGCCCAGUGCUGACGCCUCAAGCACUGCAACCAAUGAUGGAUCAGCGCCUAGUGCUGACGCCUCCAGCUCUGCAACCAAUGAUGGAUCGUCACCCAGUGCUGACGCCUCAAGCUCUGUAACCAAUGAUGGAUCAGCGCCCAGUGCUGACGCCUCAAGCUCUGCAACCAAUGAUGGAUCAGCGCCCAGUGCUGACGCCUCAAGCUCUGCAACCAAUGAUGGAUCAGCGCCCAGUGCUGACGCCUCAAGCUCUGCAACCAAUGAUGGAUCAGCGCCCAGUGCUGACGCCUCAAGCUCUGCAACCAAUGAUGGAUCAGCGCCCAGUGCUGACGCCUCAAGCUCUGCAACCAAUGAUGGAUCAGCGCCCAGUGCUGACGCCUCAAGCUCUGCAACCAAUGAUGGAUCAGCGCCCAGUGCUGACGCCUCAAGCUCUGCAACCAAUGAUGGAUCAACGCCCAGUGCUGACGCCUCAAGCUCUGCAACCAAUGAUGGAUCAGCGCCCAGUGCUGACGCCUCAAGCUCUGCAACCAAUGAUGGAUCAGCGCCCAGUGCUGACGCCUCAAGCUCUGCAACCAAUGAUGGAUCAGCGCCCAGUGCUGACGCCUCAAGCUCUGCAACCAAUGAUGGAUCAGCGCCCAGUGCUGACGCCUCAAGCUCUGCAACCAAUGAUGGAUCAGCGCCCACUGCUGACGCCUCAAGCUCUGCAACCAAUGAUGGAUCAGCGCCCACUGCUGACGCCUCAAGCUCUGCAACCAAUGAUGGAUCAGCGCCCAGUGCUGACGCCUCCAGCUCUGCAACCAAUGAUGGAUCAGCGCCCAGUGCUGACGCCUCAAGCUCUGCAACCAAUGAUGGAUCAGCGCCCAGUGCUGACGCCUCAAGCUCUGCAACCAAUGAUGGAUCAGCGCCCAGUGCUGACGCCUCAAGCUCUGCAACCAAUGAUGGAUCAGCGCCUAGUGCUGACGCCUCAAGCUCUGCAACCAAUGAUGGAUCAGCGCCCAGUGCUGACGCCUCAAGCUCUGCAACCAAUGAUGGCUCUGCCUCAAGCGCAGAUGCUGCAAGCACUGCCACCAAUGAUGGAUCUUCUCCCAGUGCUGAUGCAUCAAGCUCUGUUACUAAUGAUGGAUCUUCUCCCAGUGCUGACGCCUCAAGUUCUGUUAGUAAUGAUGGCUCACAAGCCAGUGCUGACGCUUCAAGCUCUGCUAGCAGCGAUGCAACCACACCUAGUGCUGAUUCUUCAAGCUCUGUAACCAAUGAAGGUACUUCUCCCAGUGCUGAUACCACAAACUCUGUCACUGGUGAUGGAUCAUCAGCUAGUACUGAUGCCGCUAGCUCUGCCACUGAUGGACCUACACCCAUUGCUGACGGUUCAACCUCCGGUGCCAUUGAUGCAUCUACACCCAGCGCAGCUUCUGAUGCAACGGAGCCCAGCACCGAUUCAUCAAACUCCGUAACUUCUGAAUCUACAACAACCGCCGCUGACUCCAGCUCUGCAGCUGACACUUCUGUUCCCAAUGCUGACGCUCCCGCCUCCGUUGUUGAUGUAGCUACAACAAAUUCCGAAUCAACUAAUGCACCAACUGAACCAGCUGUGACUGUUGUUGACGCCUCAGGUUUGACUACCGAAUCUGUCGACAGCACUACCGUAGUGUCUGAUGUAUCAAGUUCCGUUAUAGUAGUCAAUGAACUUCCUACGACUACCGAAGCUAAUGUUGUAGAGGAUGCUCCAACUACUGUUGCUGAUGCUUCAGGGUUAACAACGGAAGCUGUGGAUAGCACUACAGUAUUAUCUGAUGUCUCAAGCUCUGUUAUAGUUGUUAAUGAACUCCCUACCGAAGCUAAUGUGGUCGAAGUUGUGUCAACAAGUGCUCCAAGUGAAGCUGUGAAUGCUGACACAAAUGCACCGUCGACAGAAGUAACACCAAACAGUACCACAAUUGCUUUGGUAAGCACAACGGAGGCUGCUCUUGACGCAAACAACCCAAGCACUGAAGGGUUACCCAUCACCACUGAAGCGACAGUAGAAACUACAGGGACUAUUAUUAUACCGGUUCCAGUUCAAGAAUUAAUUGUUAACCCUCAAAAUGUUGCAAUUCCCUUGGAAGAAGGAGCAACUAUCGUUGAUGUCACCCAACAAUAGUCUAACAAAUGAGAUUAACUAAUUUAUGUUGUAAAAUAUUGUAAUUAUUGUUUUGAGAGAAUUAAACCGUUUAUGUAAAUAAAUAAAUAAAGAUUUAUGCAGUAUUAA
Molecule: messenger RNA, 4220 nt
Organism: Amyelois transitella
Lineage: Eukaryota; Metazoa; Arthropoda; Insecta; Lepidoptera; Pyralidae
Product: pneumococcal serine-rich repeat protein
Exons: 2
Coding region: 132-4112 (1326 amino acids)
Source: RefSeq, a predicted model, not a curated record